UGUUUUGCAUUCUUAGCAACCAAAUAUUUCUUCUCUCUUUCUCUGCUACCUUGUUUACGUGCCUUUGACACAUGAAGAUUAUUAACUCUGUCUUCUUUGCAUGCUUUUUCAUGUUUUUAAUCACUUUGUAUAUUGAUCAAACCUCUCUUUCAAGUCUUUCUCAUUCUAUACUGCAUAUUUGAACACAAGAGUUUCCUGAGUCAUCAGUAGUAUUGAAUCAUCACAGAUAAUGUUUUCAAUGAGGUUUUGGAUGCUAGCUUUUGUGUUGAUCAUAUCAGAAAUUUUUGGAGCUUCUUUGAAUAUAGUUGAAGGAAAGCCUCAAAGGAUUCUUUUGGAUACAGAUGUUGAUACUGAUGAUUUAUUUGCACUUCUAUAUCUUUUGAAGCUCAAUAGAUCAGAGUUUCUAUUAGAGGGAGUGACUCUGAGUGCAAAUGCUUGGACAAAUGCUGGGCAUGCAGUGAAUCAAGUAUAUGACAUACUUUACAUGAUGGGGAGAGAUGACAUUGCUGUUGGAGUGGGAGGUGAAGGUGGAAUUCUCCCAAAUGGUACCAUACUUCCUAAUGUUGGUGGAUAUCUUCCAAUUAUAGAACAGGGAAUGACAACAGCAGGAUAUUGCAGAUACAGGCAGGCCAUACCUGUUGGUUUUGGAGGUCGCUUGGAUAUCGACACUAACCUUGGCAUCCGUAAAGCUUUCCUUCCACAGGGAAAAAGGAAAUAUACUCCGCUACGACAACCAACUACUCAGCAAGUUCUGAUUGACAAAAUAUCUGCAGGUCCUAUAACUCUGAUUGUGACUGGCGCGCAUACAAAUUUAGCCAUUUUCCUUAUGAAUAAUCCACACCUAAAGAAAAAUGUGGAACAUGUUUACAUCAUGGGUGGUGUUAUAAGGUCAAAAACUUGUUGCACCAAAAAUGCUUCAUCUUCUUGCAUACCAAGCAAAUGUGGUGACACCGGUAAUGUGCUCACAAAUUACAAUGCUAACCCAUAUGCAGAGUACAACAUAUUUGGAGACCCUUUUGCGGCAUAUAAGGUGAUUCAUUCUGGUAUUCCUAUUACCCUUGUUCCUCUUGAUGCAACAAACACAAUCCCCAUAAGUGAAGAAUUCUUUGAUGAAUUUGAAAAGAGUCAAGACACAUACGAGGCACAAUACUGUUUCAAGUCCUUGAAAAUGGCUCAUGAUACUUGGUUUGACAAUCAAUUUUAUACGAGUUAUUUUAUGUGGGACUCUUUCACAAGUGGUGUAGCAGUUUCAAUCAUGAGGAACUCUAAUAGAAAGAAAGGGGAAAAUGAAUUUGCUGAAAUGGAGUAUAUAAACAUAACUGUAAUUACUUCAAACAAACCUUAUGGUAUAUCUGAUGGCUCCAAUCCCUUAUUUGAUGGCCUUAAAGUUCCUAAAUUCAAUCUUAAGAAAGGUGGUGUGCAUAGUGGUCAUAUUCAACAAGGACUAACAGAUCCAUUUUGCUUUGUCAAGAAUGGCAAAGGGAGAUGUCAGGAUGGUUAUACAAAAGAGGUGAAUGGUCAGGAGUCAGUGAAGGUACUUGUUGCUACAAAAGCAAAGCCUAACAAGGAUAUAAGGAGCUCACUUGAUAGAGAAUACUUCAAAAGCUUCUUAAAUGUUCUAAAGCAACCACAACAAGCCGGGAAGUUCAAUUUCACAACACAGUUUCCUUACUAUGAAGAAGUAACUCAUAAGCCAGAUUUUUGGAACAAAAUACUUGGGAAACCUGUUGUGUUUGACAUGGACAUGAGUGCAGGAGAUUUUCUUGCUCUAUCUUACCUCCUUAAAGUUCCUGUUGAAGUGAUCAACCUUAAGGCAAUCAUUGUAAGUCCAACAGGGUGGGCAAAUGCAGCAACAAUAGAUGUAAUCUAUGAUUUACUGCAUAUGAUGGGUCGUGACGAUAUCAAAGUUGGUAUUGGUGAUUUUUUUGCAAUGAACCAAUCAAAUUUCUCACCUGUUGGAGAUUGCAAGUAUGUUAAAGCCAUUCCUCACGGAAAUGGUGGCUUUCUUGACUCUGACACUCUCUUUGGACUUGCUCGUGAUUUGCCUCGUAGCCCCAGAAGGUACACAGCAGAAAACUCUAAAAAGUUUGGAGCACCUAGAGACACUGAUCACCCUGAACUCAGACAACCGCAAGCUAUGGAAAUUUGGGAAUCUAUAUUGCAAACAUUGAAACCAGGGUCUAAGGUUACAGUAUUAACCAAUGGACCGUUGACUAAUUUGGCGAAGGUUGUAUCAAUUAAAAACAUAAGCUCCAUAAUUCAGGAGGUUUAUGUAAUGGGAGGACAUAUCAGCAGGAGUAGCAAUGACAAAGGAAAUGUAUUUUCUGUUCCUUCCAACAAGUAUGCAGAAUUCAAUAUGUUCUUGGAUCCUUUAGCAGCAAAGACAGUGUUUCAAUCAGAAGUUAACAUCACACUCAUUCCACUCGGUAUCCAGCGCAAAGCAAGUUCAUUUUCAAGUACUUUAAACUGGCUUAGUCGGACAGAAAAAACACCAGAAGCAGUGUUUUCCAAGCGUCUUCUGUCAAGGCUACGCCGUUUGAAGAAAAUCCACCACAGAUAUCACCAUAUGGACACAUUCUUGGGGGAAAUUCUAGGUGCUGUUGUCCUAGCUAAUGGUCAUUCAAGUCUUCUAGAUGCAAAAUUUGAGUUAAAAUCUGUGAAACUCCUAGCAGAAGGGAUUGAAUCUACUGAUGGAAAAAUGGUGGUGGAUGAGAAAUAUGGAAAAUUAGUGAGAAUUUUAAGACAUGUUGAUGCCAAGACUUAUCAUGAAAUAUAUGCAAAGAGGCUAGGUGAUCCGAACCAAUCAGCUAAAGUAGGAAGCUUCAAAGAACAGAAGAGGAAAUGGAGUCAUCCACAUGAUAGAAGUUUAAAGGCCAUUUGUUCAUGAUUGUGAAUAUUUUCUUAUUUUACAAACUAUAGCUUUUAACAUGUGAUUGAUACUAGUUCAAAAAAUAAUAAUAAAUAUAAAGAGAUUUUAAAAAA
Messenger RNA from Medicago truncatula (barrel medic), 2982 nucleotides. RefSeq lists its product as uncharacterized. Gene Ontology annotation, molecular function: hydrolase activity, hydrolyzing N-glycosyl compounds. Bases 230 to 2887 code for a protein of 885 amino acids. Lineage: Eukaryota; Viridiplantae; Streptophyta; Magnoliopsida; Fabales; Fabaceae. The record is from RefSeq and is a predicted model, not a curated record. The transcript is spliced from 12 exons.